Mercurialis annua (annual mercury) is the source of this 1459-nucleotide messenger RNA. RefSeq names its product peter Pan-like protein. Gene Ontology annotation, cellular component: preribosome, large subunit precursor. The coding region runs from base 109 to 1128 and encodes 339 amino acids. NCBI's taxonomy places the organism in Eukaryota, Viridiplantae, Streptophyta, Magnoliopsida, Malpighiales, Euphorbiaceae. The record is from RefSeq and is a predicted model, not a curated record. Gene Ontology annotation, molecular function: rRNA binding. Gene Ontology annotation, biological process: rRNA processing; ribosomal large subunit assembly. The transcript has 7 exons.
UAAACCUAAAACAAAAAAGGUCUUCUUCUUCGUUGCCGCCUGCAACACAAAGCUGCUGCUGCUCCUCCACCGCUACUCCUUCGAUUAUCCGACGGUAUCCCGGAGAAGAUGCGUCGCAUUCAAAGUAAAAAGAGGAAGCUAUCGGUGAAGCCGAUUGUGAAAAAGAAACAGGGCAAUGUGGAUCAUAUCACCGGUGAUAAAAUCCCAAAAAGCUUUGUUUUCUCGAGAGGGAAGUUACCGGCGAAUCUCAGGCAACUUCAGAUGGACUUAAGAAAGCUGAUGCUUCCUUAUACAGCUCUCAACCUUAGGGAGAAGAAACGAAAUACUCUCAAAGAAUUUUUGAAUGUUGCGGGGCCAAUGGGCGUCACGCAUUUUCUUAUAUUGUCGAAAACUGCUACCGCACCUUAUUUGAGAGUUGCAAGGACACCUCAGGGUCCAACUCUUACGUUUAAGAUACUUGAGUACUCGACCGCACUUGAUGUUGCUCAGUCGCAAUUGCGCCCUAGAUGUCCUCAAGAUCUUUUCAAAAAUCCUCCAUUGAUGGUUCUCCAUGGUUUUGGAUCAGAACAGCAUAUGAAGCUCACUACUAUAAUGUUUCAGAACAUCUUUCCAUCCAUUGAUGUUAAUACUGUCAAACUUUCCUCUUGCCAGAGAGUUGUUUUACUUGAUUACAACAAGGAAAAAAAGCUUAUUGAGUUUCGGCAUUAUUCUAUCAGACUCCAACCUGUGGGUGUCUCCCGUAGGCUAAGAAAGUUUGUGCAGAACCAUGACGUGCCUGAUCUUAGUGGUCACCAAGAUGUGAGCGACUUUAUCACCAAGGCUGGUUAUGGAUCAGAAAGUGAAGCAGAUGAAGAAGCAUCAAUAGUGACUCUGACUAGUGAUCUUAGUAGAGUUAUUAAAGCUUCUACAAAAAGUGCUGUCAGGCUUCAGGAACUUGGACCCAGAAUGACUCUGCAACUCAUCAAAAUCGAGGAAGGACUGUGUUCUGGUGAUGUUAUCUUUAAUGAAUACGGAAAUGUUACCGACAAGACAAAACAGCAAGAAAACAAUCAGAAAAAUCAAGAUGAUGAGGACGAGGACGAUGAAGAAAUUGAAAACGAGGAUGAUGAUGAGGAAGACAGUGAUUAGAGUAAUAAAAAAAACUAGAGAAUGUGAGAAUGUGCAUAAAUGAUUUUGGCGGUGGUUUCAAGUUUUAUGUUUGGAAGAUGAAUGCGCAAAAAGAGAGGUUGAUCAUGCAGGGGAUUUCUUUUUGUUAAGGUUUUCAAAAUAGUAAUAGAGUUGUAAUAUCACAUUUUUAAAAUUUUGUUUUACAUAUCCAUGAAUCCUGAAGAAGCUGAAGAUGCUCAAGCUAACCUUUCUCAAUGGUGGAGAUAACUUUGUACUAAGGAGGCUGUAACUUAUUCAAAGCAAUACACAAUGCUCAGAAAGUAUCAUAAAAUUCAACAAUCUUCUUUUAUAA